Molecule: messenger RNA, 4707 nt
Organism: Malaclemys terrapin pileata
Lineage: Eukaryota; Metazoa; Chordata; Testudines; Emydidae
Gene: IGF1R
Product: insulin like growth factor 1 receptor
Exons: 21
Coding region: 15-4106 (1363 amino acids)
Biological process (GO): positive regulation of phosphatidylinositol 3-kinase/protein kinase B signal transduction; positive regulation of MAPK cascade; multicellular organism development
Cellular component (GO): membrane; axon; insulin receptor complex
Molecular function (GO): insulin receptor substrate binding; insulin receptor activity; phosphatidylinositol 3-kinase binding
Source: RefSeq, a predicted model, not a curated record
UAAAAAAAAAAGGAAUGAAGUCUGGCGCUGGAGGAGGGUCCCUGACCUUAUUCUGGGGGUUUCUGCUCUUCUUUGCCACACUUUGUCUGUGGCCAACAAAUGGAGAAAUUUGUGGGCCAAAUGUCGACAUUCGCAAUGAUAUCCAUGAGCUGAAGCGCUUAGAGAACUGCACGGUAAUUGAGGGUUUCCUCCAGAUUCUGCUGAUCUCCAAGGCAGAGGACUACCGCAACUUCCGCUUCCCAAAGCUCACAGUUAUCACCGACUACUUGCUGCUGUUCCGCGUGGCAGGCUUAGAGAGCCUCAGCGAUCUCUUUCCCAACCUCACGGUCAUUCGCGGGCGGAACCUCUUCUACAACUAUGCCCUGGUUAUCUUUGAGAUGACUAACCUCAAAGAAAUUGGGCUUUAUAAUCUGAGGAACAUCACCCGAGGGGCCAUCCGGAUUGAGAAAAACUCGGACCUGUGUUACCUCUCCACGGUGGACUGGUCUCUGAUACUAGAUGCAGUGUCCAACAACUACAUAGUUGGGAAUAAACCUCCAAAGGAGUGUGGGGACUUGUGUCCAGGGACGAUGGAAGAGAAGCCAUUGUGUGAGAAGACCUCCAUUAACAAUGAGUACAACUACCGCUGCUGGACCACCAACCACUGCCAGAAAAUGUGCCCCAGCGCUUGUGGCAAACGGGCUUGCACAGACCAAAAUGAAUGUUGCCAUCCCGAGUGCUUGGGGAGCUGCACUGCACCCGACAACAACACGGUUUGUGUGGCCUGCCGCAAUUAUUACUACGAAGGAAUCUGCGUACCCACCUGCCCACCGAACACCUACAAGUUUGAAGGCUGGCGCUGCGUUACUAAAGACUUCUGUUCCAAAGUCCCUGCUACAGAGAUAAGUGACUAUGAGAAGUUUGUGAUCCACAAUGAUGAGUGCAUGGCAGAGUGCCCUUCUGGAUUCAUACGCAACGGGAGCCAAAGCAUGUUCUGCAGCCCCUGCGAAGGGCCUUGCCCAAAAAUCUGUGAGGAAGAGAAAACAAAGACCAUUGAUUCUGUCACAUCAGCACAAAUGUUGCAGGGAUGCACCGUCCUCAAGGGGAAUCUGCUUAUUAACAUCCGCCGUGGGAACAAUAUUGCUUCUGAGCUGGAGAAUUUUAUGGGUCUGAUAGAAACAGUAACUGGGUAUGUGAAGAUUCGCCAUUCCCAUGCGCUAGUCUCCCUCUCUUUCUUGAAGAAUCUGCGAUAUAUUUUGGGAGAGGAACAGUUGGAUGGGAAUUAUUCUUUCUAUGUGCUGGACAACCAGAAUCUGCAACAGCUGUGGGACUGGAACCACCACAACCUGACGAUCAAAGAGGGGAAAAUGUACUUUGCGUUUAAUCCCAAACUGUGUGUGUCUGAGAUUUACCGCAUGGAGGACGUGUCGGGAACCAAGGGACGGCAGAGUAAAGGAGAUAUAAAUCCAAGAAACAAUGGGGAGAGAGCCUCUUGCGAAAGCCACAUUCUGAAUUUUGUCUCCAACACCACCCUGAAGAACCGGAUUAAGCUCACCUGGGAGCGGUAUCGUCCUCCAGAUUACAGAGAUCUUAUUAGCUUCACUGUUUACUACAAAGAGGCACCAUUCAAGAACGUGACAGAGUAUGAUGGGCAAGAUGCUUGUGGUUCUAAUAGCUGGAACAUGGUGGAUGUUGAUCUGCCCCCAAACAAAGAGAACAACCCCGGGAUUUUACUGCAGGGACUGAAACCUUGGACUCAAUAUGCCAUUUAUGUCAAGGCUGUUACUCUUACAAUGAUGGAGAAUCAUCACAUCCAUGGAGCAAAGAGUGAAAUAGUCUAUAUACGCACCAAUGCUGCAGUGCCAUCUAUCCCACUGGAUGUUAUUUCAGCCUCUAAUGCCUCUUCUCAGCUAAUAGUGAAAUGGAAUCCACCCUCUCUCCCCAAUGGCAACCUGUCCUACUAUAUUGUACGGUGGCAGCAGCAGCCUCAGGACAGUUAUCUUUACCGACAUAACUACUGCUCCAAAGAUAAAGUCCCAAUUCGGAGAUAUGCUGAUGGGACCAUUGAUACAGAAGAAGCUACCGAACCCACCAAGCCAGAAGGGAGUGGGGGAGAAAAAGGACCUUGUUGUGCUUGCCCCAAGACAGAGGCAGAGAAGCAGGCUGAGAAGGAGGAGGCAGAGUACCGGAAAGUCUUUGAGAACUUCCUGCAUAACUCCAUCUUUGUGCCCAGACCGGACCGGAAGCGCAGGGAUGUGUUCCGAAUCGCAAACACCACUGUUGCCAGUAGGAACAAGAACACAACGGUGCCAGAUCACUUCGCCAAUGUGUCUGAUGUGGAGGAGAGCGAGAUGGAAUAUCCAUUCUAUGAGAGCAAAGUGGAGGGCCGGGAGAGGACGCUCAUCUCGCACCUCCAGCCUUUUACUCUUUACCGUAUUGAUAUUCACAGCUGCAACCAUGAAGCAGACACACUUGGGUGCAGUGCUUCCAACUUUGUCUUUGCAAGAACCAUGCCUGCAGAAGGAGCAGAUAACAUUCCAGGAACAGUAACGUGGGAAGGCAAAGAAGAUAAUGCCAUCUAUCUGAAGUGGUCAGAACCUGUAAGCCCUAAUGGAUUGAUACUGAUGUAUGAAAUCAAAUAUGGGCAGCAUGGAGAGGAGAAACGGGAAUGUGUUUCUAGACAGGAAUACAGGAAGUUUGGAGGAGCCAAACUAACUCAUCUAAACCCUGGAAACUAUUCUGCCAGAGUUCAGGCCACCUCUCUAGCUGGAAAUGGAUCAUGGACUGAACCAGUGUCUUUCUAUGUACAACCCAAACCGGCAGACUAUGGGAAUUUCCUGCACUUGAUAAUUGUGCUCCCCAUUGCAGUGCUGCUGAUCAUUGGAGGUUUGGUAAUAAUGCUGUACGUCUUUAACAAAAAGAGGAACAGUGACCGACUAGGCAAUGGAGUGCUUUAUGCUUCUGUGAACCCUGAGUACUUCAGUGCUUCUGAUGUAUACGUUCCGGAUGAGUGGGAAGUGCCCCGGGAGAAGAUCACCAUGUGCCGGGAGCUCGGGCAGGGCUCCUUUGGAAUGGUUUACGAGGGAAUAGCUAAGGGAGUGGUGAAGGACGAGCCAGAAACUAGAGUGGCCAUCAAAACUGUCAAUGAGUCUGCAAGCAUGCGUGAACGGAUAGAGUUCCUAAACGAGGCCUCAGUCAUGAAGGAGUUCAAUUGUCAUCAUGUGGUGCGGCUGCUUGGAGUCGUCUCGCAAGGCCAACCAACACUGGUUAUCAUGGAGCUCAUGACACGCGGGGAUCUCAAGAGUUAUCUGAGAUCUCUGCGGCCGGACACAGAGAAUAACCCAGGCCAGUCUCCUCCAACUCUGAAGAAGAUGAUUCAGAUGGCAGGAGAGAUUGCUGACGGCAUGGCAUACCUCAACGCCAACAAAUUUGUGCACAGGGAUCUCGCUGCAAGGAAUUGCAUGGUGGCUGAAGAUUUCACUGUAAAAAUUGGAGAUUUUGGCAUGACCAGAGAUAUCUACGAGACAGAUUACUAUCGGAAAGGAGGGAAAGGUUUGCUUCCUGUGCGCUGGAUGUCCCCAGAGUCACUGAAGGAUGGAGUCUUCACAACACAUUCAGACGUCUGGUCCUUUGGUGUUGUCCUAUGGGAAAUUGCAACAUUAGCAGAGCAGCCAUACCAAGGCAUGUCCAACGAGCAAGUUCUUCGCUUCGUGAUGGAGGGAGGCUUAUUGGAGAAACCAGACAACUGUCCGGAUAUGCUGUUUGAGUUGAUGCGGAUGUGCUGGCAGUACAACCCCAAGAUGAGGCCCUCCUUCCUGGAAAUAAUCGGUAGCAUUAAGGAUGAGCUGCAUCCAGCAUUCAAAGAGGUCUCCUUCUUCUACAGCGAAGAGAACAAGCCUCCAGACACCGAGGAACUCGAUCUGGAGACUGAAAACAUGGAGAGCAUUCCUUUAGAUCCCUCCUCCACCCUCCAACCCACUGACAAGCACUCAGGACACAAAGCUGAGAACGGCCCAGGCGUGGUGGUGCUGCGGGCCAGCUUUGAGGAGAGACAGCCGUACGCGCAUAUGAACGGAGGACGCAAGAACGAACGGGCCUUACCUUUGCCCCAGUCUUCGGCCUGCUGAUCCUUAAAACCCAGAAUCUCACAAACACACACAUGUUGGGGAAGAAAGACAGAAAAGAAAAUAUAUUCAAAAGCCUACUGUACCUCAGUGGAUCUUCAGAACUGCCAUAGCUGCACACGGGAGAAUCCUCUUUUCAGUAAACACGAUAGUUUUUUCUUUGUUCAAUAUGCAAGCAGAUGUUUAUUUCAUAAAGGACUCUGUUCAGUGGGGCGCACAGUCAGCCUUUUAAAACUCUAAUGUUAACACUUAAUAGCAACAGAAAACUUGAGAUCUGAUGUCUCUCUCUUCUCUCUCUCUCUCUCUCUCUCUCUCUUUUUCUUUCUGCUUCAUAAUGGGAAACAUAUCUGCGUGCAAGUUCAACCAUACAGCACUUUUAUCAGAUCAAAGAAAUUGCAGGCCAGGUGGCUCCCCGUUAGCCCUUGCAACACCUGCUUAACACUGUAGGUCUUUAUAAAAACAGAAUUGAAAAAAAAAAAAAAAAAAAAAGGACUGGAUUUUUAAUGUUACUCUAACCUUUUUAGGAACAUGUAAAAGAAUUUAAAAAGGGCCAUCAUUCGUCCAAGGUUGUUACCAUUUUCAACGCUGCCAAAUUUUGCCAAAA